Molecule: messenger RNA, 2587 nt
Organism: Dermacentor albipictus
Lineage: Eukaryota; Metazoa; Arthropoda; Arachnida; Ixodida; Ixodidae
Source: RefSeq, a predicted model, not a curated record
CGCGGCUGAGUUAUUAGAGAAGCAGCGAGACCCGAAGAGUGCGCAGGUGCUGGUGUAGGUUCUUGCCAAGUAUUGCGUAAGCGGAGCUCGUUAAAUCUACCUGCCAAGCACUUACGGAGCCUAUUCUACGCGGGAGAGAAGUGCCCGGUAACAAGAUUCCUACUUGGCUCGGUGAUAGUGGACACUCUGAGAGAUUCAUUGCGGUGUUACGGCCGACUGUAGCUGGUCGCACACCCUUCUCGUGCAAGGAUUUGCCUUCGCCUAGAAACAAGCGAGAUCGUCGGUGGAGCCUUUGUUCUACGGUGCUGCUUAAGUGUAUUUGCUUGAAGAUACAGCCGUGGGCAAUCGACAAGAAAACAACAGAAAAACAUGGAUUGUUUACAACCAGAAGAAGUCCGGAAUGAUGAACCCGAGUGCUUGGAAGAGCUUCGUCGGCUACUUCAAGAGGACGGGCUACGCGUUCUGCCAGGUGAUGAAGCCCUCCUAAUGUUUCUACGCACCAAGAAAUAUAACGCCGAAAAAGCCGCGAAGGCGGUAAGAAACUAUUUCCGGGUUCGCAAGGACAUGCCUGAGUAUUUCGACAACCUGACUCCUGCCAGCAUCCCGUACAGCAUAGUGUGUCACGAUCACAAGCUCAUCAUGCAAGCCAGGGAGAGGGACGCUCAAGGAAGAGCUGUGGGAAUCCUCAAGUUUGGUGCCUGGAGUGCCGACAUCUGCUCCAUGAGCAAGCUUAUGAGGUGUCUGCUGCUGUCAGCUGAAUGCGGUCUUCUUGAAGUGGACGCGCAAGUUCAUGGUGUAGUGGCUGUCAUCGACCUCCAAGGCUUCGGCAUCAACCACCUGAGGGAACUGACGCCAUGGUUCCUCCGAAAAGUCAUGCUCAUUGCUCAGGCAAGUCAAAGUCUUGUAAUGCGGCCCUUACAAAAGAAAGAAAAGAAAAAGCUUGCGGAGAGACCUUUGGAACAAAACGGAACCUCCUGUUAUUAUCCGUCCAUGAGCAACAAACAACAAGCAGUGCCAUAACCGGUGUAUGCUCCACCGGCUUAAGAGCAGAUACCGGUGCCUCUGCUCGCUUUUCGGGCGUUUUCAGCGCCAUCCUAGUUUUGGCACACAUCCUAUUCAGGUGAAAUAACUAGCAGCGCCGUGAUUGUUUUGCUCAGAGCUCGAAUUGGCGUAUGUUGUGUGCGUUCAUUUCAUCGCUGUGAAUGUUUAUGUCCGAUUGGUAGAUAGGAGGGGGAACAGGAAAAGCCUCACGCCUGGAGCCGAAAUUCCAGCAAGGAGACCUGUCUUCUUCAGUGCCGUAACGAAGCCAAAUCCCAUUGUCAAAAAUUUCGCUCCCGCGAAAGGCCUUUCUUCUUCGCCCACUGUUGAUCCAUUCAAAUGAGAACAGAUAAAUGAAUUUCUUUUUUGCGAGUGCGAAAAAUCAUCCGCGAACCGACUUCGUCAGAUAAACAAGUCAUACAUUAUACCAUUCCAUGCCAAAUAGAGUAAAAGUUCAGGGAACCGAGUCAGAGGGCAGCUAAUUUUGCACUGUAGUCAUGCCGGCCAUAGUAAAAUUCCGUGUCUCUUCGGCGCUCUUCGCUGAAGGUGGUGUCGAAGCGUUCACGCGACGUGUUACUAUUUGCAGGCGAAUGCCGAAAUCCCACAAACUCGACGGCGCACGUUUUAUUUCCUGAAAGGAAAAGUUGCCAUACACCCGACCAUAGCGCAGUAGACAAAUGCGAAGGCAACGUUGUCUGGUUUCUCAGAAAGAAGUAUUGCAGUUGAAGAAAACACUGCGUUAGUUUGGGGGAUCGAAGUCUCGACCAAGCUUUUUCGGGACGGUUGCGCUGACCAUCUGAACUAACCACGGUAUGGCAGGUCGCAGAGCAAGGCCGCAUUAAUCGACCACUAGAAGAGCAACGAUUCUCCCAUUUAUGAACCUCCCUCCAUCUUGCGGGCUUCUGCAGAACUGUUACGCUCAAUUUCGCGCCUUAUUUCCUCCCUCAAACUGACUUUACUUUCGCGCAGUAGAGUGUAUGUCUAAAGGUUACGAUAAAAAUUGCACCUCAUAAAACGUGGACGAUGAUUACUGGAGGCUAGAAACAGAGGGCCGCCGUAGCCGGCGUUUCCCCAAAGACGAGGCGUAACGUUAAAUUGAUGACAAUAUAAGAAUAUUACAUGACCUACGGAAGCUGACCUUUCUUAUUUUGGAAUUUUAUGACAACUUGGUGUCACUUCAUUUUUCAGAACUCACUACCAGCAAGAAUAAAAGGAAUCUAUGUCAUCAACACGCCAGCCCUGGCUGAAUACGCUGUGUCCCUUGUGCAGUUCUUUCUACCAGCGAAACUAAAGAGCAGGUUGCACUUCUUCGGCGGCGGCUUUUCGGAACUUCGCGGAAUCAUUCCUUCUGAACUGAUACCAAAGGACUUCAGCGGAACGCAAGAAGACUUCGAUUUCCAUGCGCAAGAACAAUACCUCCUUGAGAAGGCCAGCUACUUUGACAGUAUGCAGCAGUGCGGUUAUUGAUGGAGUUAAAUGUGGGUCAGUCUGAAGAACGUAAAGACCUUUGUAUUAUAUGUAAAUAAUAAAUAUGUUUUUGUUCAACGUU